UCCCUCGCCGCCAGCCGAGGAGACGAAGGCCGGAAUCCGCCGCCGCGUCCAUCGAGGAGCGCGCGCAAGCCACCAUGAAGUUCAAGGCCUCCUUCACCGACGACGGCAUCUCCCUGCUCGACAAGCGGUUCCUCCCGGCCAUCGACAAGGUGGGCCGCGUGUGCCACGUCUACCUCACCCCCACGCACGCCAUGCUCCUCCACAACCUCCUCGGCUCCACGGGGCCCGAAGGCGACGGGCCGCAGUGCGUCGCGCAGUUCGCCAAGGACCUCCUCUUCCGCGAGUACAACGUGUCGUCGCGGGACGGCAACCGCGUCGCCUUCUCCGUCGACGUCGCGCUGCUCCAUCGCGCCAUCCGUAGCGCGCUCGCCGUCCACGCGCAGUCGCCGGCUGACGGGGACGCCCCCGCGGCGAUUCAGGUCAAGCUCGUCAACAAGCAGACCCCCGGGUCCCGUUCUGCUGCCCCGUUCCUCACGUUCGAGACCAAGGGCGCUCGCUCCGCCGUCGUGCAGGACGUCCCCAUCUCGAAGCCACUGUCACGCUCCGAUGUUGCGCGCUUGCAGGAUGCGCUUGACGCCGCCCAAGAGCUUCCUGAGACUCUGGUCCAGGUUCCAGAUCUGCAACAGUUACAGAACCUGGUGGAUCGUCUAAAAAACAUUGGUGAUCUGCUGUCUGUAACUGUUACCCAAUAUGGUGAUCUCCAUCUACAAGUUUCAACUUCUCUUGUUACCGUUGGUUCAGAAUUCAAAAGGCUUCGGAUUCUUGGUGCUCGUGCAAAUGCACCUGUUGUUGAUCAAAAUGUGAGUGCUACCAUUCGUAUGGAAAUGGCGGUUGAGAGAGGCGAAGCACUGUCAGUGCAAGUGAGUAUGAAGCACCUAGUUAAGAGCCUACAAUGUCAUUUGGCCAAGCCAGAUUGUACCUUCUAUGGUAUUGCUCCCAAUGGUGCUUGCUUGACAGUGAUAUUCCAGUACUUCAUUCCAGGAACACGGUUGACGGACAAAUCCAUUAGCUUUUACUGUAGGCUUCCAGUCCUUGACCCUGGCACCAGCUAAAGUAAACUAUAUCACAGCAUGGUACUUACUUGCUUUUAGUAUCAGUAGAUUAGGUUAGGUAACAUUAUCUAGCUGGUGUGCCUUUAGUUUUAUGACUUGUUUGUGGCUUUCAUAUAUAUUAACUUGAUGUCUUGCGUUGGUGACAUUCGGGUGUGGGUACCUCAAUAUCGACCCUGAAAAAUACCUGAAUCGUUUUGAUCUACAAAAAUGUUGUGCUAGUUUCUUUGUUC
Molecule: messenger RNA, 1282 nt
Organism: Triticum urartu
Lineage: Eukaryota; Viridiplantae; Streptophyta; Magnoliopsida; Poales; Poaceae
Product: Hus1-like protein
Biological process (GO): telomere maintenance; mitotic DNA replication checkpoint signaling; mitotic intra-S DNA damage checkpoint signaling
Cellular component (GO): nucleolus; checkpoint clamp complex; site of double-strand break
Source: RefSeq, a predicted model, not a curated record